AUGGCGACUCCGGUAGUGAUUGGAGUGGGCGACUUCAAGAACAGGUCUCAGAAGCUGGAAGAUGCUAUUGAGCCUGCCAAGCUGAUGCUCGAGGCCAUCCGUCUAGCCAUCAAGGACACUGAUCUUCCAUCCGCAGUUGCAUCUACUCUUCAGUCAAGCAUCGACAGCAUCGCCGUGGUAGAGACUUGGACUUGGCCAUAUCCAGACCUCGCAGGUCUCAUUGCGAAGGACCUGGGCGUAAAUUCACGUUACAAGUAUGUUAGCCCACAUGGAGGAAAUCAGCCGGGGAAGAUAUUUGAUGAAGCUGCUCGCCGUAUCUCUGUCGGCGAGGCGAAGGUGGCAGUAGUCACCGGCGGCGAGGCUUUGGCUUCACUAACUGCUUGCGCUGUCGCCAAAAAGAUGCCGCCCCCUGGCUGGACCAAACCCGCAGAGAAUGUUGAUUCGGUCUUUACUGCUUCCAAUACUGAUCUUCUACGAAAAAAUCUUGGCUCCAUCCACUCCAUCGGUCUACCCAUUCAAGUCUAUCCGAUCUAUGAGAAUGCGUUUCGAGCACAUCGCGGCCAGUCCAUUCAGCAAAAUACCGAGGAGUCAGCUAUCCUGUAUUCCGAGUUUGCCAAAGUAGCUGAGUAUAAUCCUGUUGCUUGGAACUACGGAAAGCCUGCCGAGUCUCCAGAGGCUAUUGCUACUGUGACAAAAAAGAAUCGAAUGAUUUGUUUUCCGUAUCCGCUCUUGAUGAAUGCUUUCAAUACCAUCAAUCUGGCCGGAGCUUGUAUAUUGACUUCCACCGAUUACGCAAGAGAACUUGGAAUUCCCGAGAGUCGGUGGAUAUAUCCCUUAGGAGGUGCGGGAACUAAAGAUGUUGAUAACUUCUGGGAACGGCCAAAUUUCCACGCCAGCCCGUGUAUUUCGAGAUCGAUAGAUGCCGGCCUAGAGAUCUCCGGUCUCACGAAAGACGACAUUGACCUGUAUGACUUCUACUCGUGUUUCCCGAUCGUCCCUAAGAUUGCUUGUCAACAUCUGGGCCUGGAUAUCAAGAACCCUACGAAGCCCAUUACUCUCCUCGGAGGAUUAACGUCUUUCGGUGGCGCAGGAAACAACUAUUCAAUGCAUGCUCUAACCGAAAUGGUAAGACAGCUUCGGAAGGGCGACAAGAAAUACGGCCUCGUCCUGGCAAAUGGCGGCGUUAUGAGCUACCAGCAUGUCGUGUGCCUUUCUUCGCAACCAAGGAAGAACGGCAGCGCGUAUCCUAGCAAAAAUCCGCUACCUGAACUGCUAUCAGAUCUUCCUGUUCCACCAAUCGAGGAGCACCCGGAGGGAGAGGCGACGAUUGAGACAUACACGGUGGAGUACAACCGUGACGGCAGCCUAUUGAGAGGCUACAUCGUCGGUCGGUUAAAGGCCAAUGGUCACCGAUUCCUGGCAAACGACGCAGAUGCGAAGACUUUGAAAGAACUGUCCAAUCAAUCUGAAGAGCAAAUCGGACGAAGCGGCUGGGUGAGAAAGGAUACCGAAAAGGAGGGCAGGAGCUUGUUUAGCUUUGAGAGGAGCACGAAGCUGUAG
Mytilinidion resinicola is the source of this 1560-nucleotide messenger RNA. RefSeq lists its product as uncharacterized. NCBI's taxonomy places the organism in Eukaryota, Fungi, Ascomycota, Dothideomycetes, Mytilinidiales, Mytilinidiaceae. The transcript is spliced from 8 exons. The record is from RefSeq and is a predicted model, not a curated record. Gene Ontology annotation, molecular function: acyltransferase activity. The coding region runs from base 1 to 1560 and encodes 519 amino acids.